Molecule: messenger RNA, 2101 nt
Organism: Malus domestica (apple)
Lineage: Eukaryota; Viridiplantae; Streptophyta; Magnoliopsida; Rosales; Rosaceae
Biological process (GO): protein transport
Source: RefSeq, a predicted model, not a curated record
CUCUCUGCGUCUCUCUCACGAGCCUCAUCCUCUUCUCUCACACACACAGUUUGAUAAAUCCAUCAAUAGUCUGCAAAAGUUUCCAAUUCAUGGCCUCACCAUCCGAACCACCCCACACCAGGCAGCAACUCAGACCCUCCAUAACCCACCUGGUCCACUCCACCACAUCCAAUCUCCUCUCGCUCCUCGCCUCCCCCAAAACGACGCCGUCGCCAUCGCUUUCCACGACUCCUCCGGAAAUCCGCGUCGCGCUCUUCCUCCCCAACUUGCCAAAACCACUCGCUUUCCAGCCCGACUCCAAACUCUCCGCCAUGAAGGGCGUGGCGUCAUCGCCCGAGUCGACCUCCGGGUUCCCGUCAACGGUCAGGAUUGCAGGGCUGAACUCGAAUAUCAAGGGCAGCGGUGGGCCGGCGUUUGUGGGCCAGGUCUUCAGUAUGUGCGACCUCUCCGGGACUGGUCUGAUGGCCGUCUCCACCCACUUCGACAUCCCCUUUAUUUCCAAAAGAACUCCCGAGUGGCUGAAGAAGAUGUUUAAAUCAAUUACUAACAGUGAGAGAAACGGCCCCGUGUUUCGAUUUUUCAUGGAUUUAGGCGAUGCAGUUACUUAUGUGAAACGGCUGAAUAUUCCGAGCGGCGUGGUGGGUGCUUGUCGUCUCGAUUUAGCAUAUGAACAUUUCAAGGAAAAGCCCCACUUAUUCCAGUUUGUUCCGAAUGAAAAACAGGUCAAGGCAGCUAACAAACUUCUCAAGACAAUGCCGCAGAGUGGCAGAUGCAAAAGGGUUGAUGGAGUUCCAGUUUUUAGUGCUCAAAACUUGGAUAUUGCAAUAGCAAGCUCAGAUGGGAUCAAAUGGUAUACUCCCUACUUUUUUGAUAAAAACAUGCUUGAUAACAUUCUCGAGGAAUCUGUAGAUCAGCAUUUCCAUUCUUUAAUUCAAACUCGGCACACGCAGCGGCGACAUGAUGUGAUUGAUGACAACAUACCAGCAGAAGUAAUUGAAGAGAUGGGCGAUAACUUGUGGGAGCCUCCAGAGGUUCAGGAAGUGAUGGAUGAGAUAGGGAAUUCUGGAAUACCCUUGAGUGUCAUUUCUAAAGCCGCUGAAAUGCAGCUCCUUUAUGCUGUUGAUAAAGUACUUCUGGGUAAUAGGUGGUUACGGAAAGCAACAGGCAUUCAACCCAAAUUCCCUUAUAUGGUUGACUCUUUCGAGAGAAGGAGUGCAGCCUCUUUUCUUAGAGCUUCUCAGUCAGCCAGAUGCCUUACGAAUGGGGAAGCAGUAAAUGAUAACGAAGAUUCUCUAGAUUGUAGCACUUCGAAGAUUAAAUCAAAGGAUGAUAUUCACACCAAUAAAGGAAACAAAACAGAUCUACGGUUUCCUUUCAGUGAUUGGUUUAGUCAUCUGUGGUCGAAACAGAAGGACCAAAAUGAAGAGUUGUCAAAGGAACGCAUAGAGCAGAGCACACUGCAAAAUCCAAACCUUCCUAAGAUUACUAUGGUUGGCAUUUCAACUGGUGCGGCAGGGCCGAUGAGUAAAGCAAAUUUAAAGAAGACGAUGGAGGAUUUAACAAAAGAAUUGGAGCAGACGGAUUCGGGAAAUGCUUUUGGUAGCGAUACAGGUAAUGAGUUGAGAUUUGAAGAUAGAGAUCCACUGUUUGUGGCAAACGUAGGUGAUUAUUAUUCUGGCAUGGCAAAGACGGGUUCGGCUAAAUGGGUUCGUGGAGGAAACAAUUAGGGGGCCUCACCAUGGCAACAUUUUUGUGUUCUCUUCGGGUAUAAUGGAGAAUAUACUUAUGAUACAUCACUGCCUCUUCCCCCCCCCCCCCCCCAUCAAACGGAAAUACAUUGUUCAGAGGCCGCGUAUUUCUUCUGACGAUGGGAUGUCGAUAUCUCUAAAUUUCUUGUGCAUUUCGAAGUAUCAUGUAUUUUCACGGUAUGCCGUUGUUAUCGCACCGUUGUUGUACAAAGGGUAGAAGAGCAGAAAUAGAAACUGUAAUUUACAUCGGUGUUCACGGAUGCGAAUCGGGUUAACAAGGAGCAGUCAAGGACCGCUCCGCCUCUUUCUUAUUCUCUUCUAGCCACUUCUUUAUAAUAUACAACAAUAACCAA